Fusarium pseudograminearum CS3096 is the source of this 2451-nucleotide messenger RNA. RefSeq lists its product as uncharacterized. Lineage: Eukaryota; Fungi; Ascomycota; Sordariomycetes; Hypocreales; Nectriaceae. The coding region runs from base 1 to 2451 and encodes 816 amino acids. The record is from RefSeq and is a predicted model, not a curated record. The transcript is spliced from 2 exons.
AUGGCUACACCAACAGUCGAUCUACCGCCGACCUGUGAAGAAGAGGUCUCCGCGCCCAUGCUGGAUCAUGCUCAAGGCUUGGUAUCGGCGAUUGGAGUAGCAGCUGUGGCAGCUGUGGCGGUAGGAGAUGGCCUCACAAGUGGACUCGGAUAUACCAAGUCAAAAGCUUUCCAGGGUCACAUGGGGCAAGAGGAUGGCCAGAUCUAUCAAGUAGAACAUCAGGAUGCACGAGAGGCAAAACAACAAAGGAGCCUAAGAGAAGCGCAGGAGAAGUGGGAUGCUGCAACCAUGGGAGCGGCAACAAGGGUCGAAACAGUUAUAGCGGCGGAAGGAGUAGGAGGAGGCGGAGGAGGAGGAGAGCCAGAAGAUGGAGGAGGGCCUGAAGGGGUGCACCUUCCGCCUAGAAAAGGCGCUGAUGCGGCAGGUCAACAGGUCAGAGCUGCUCUUUCCCGCACCCGCCUUGGCCGUUCGAACCCCUCCAUCUCCAGCUCCGGUUCCAGCUCCAACUCCAACUCCAGUUCAGGCGCAUCUUCAUACAACACCAACGCCACCACCACUUCAGCUGCUGCAGCUUCGCAGAACAACGCCUUGAACUUUACACAAACUGGUCGCAUUACAAAAUCUCGCCAUCGCGCCUCUCUUUCAGCCCCGAUCGCGGCCUCACUAGUGACCGCUGCCAUUACAGAAAGUGCCAGGUUAUCCUACGAGGCAAAGCUCACUGCGGCCCUCGCUGCAAGUAUACCUGGCAAGAUGGUCGGCAGCCAUUCGAGCACGACAACUACGGCUUUGCCCUCACUAAAAGCCAACGGCUUGUCAUCGAUGUCACCAACUCCCAGGACAAACAGCUCAACACCAACUAUAAGCAAUUCUUCCAUUGACAAAGACCAACCUGUAAUUUCCUUCUGGGGUCCUGAACCUAUCGCUCUCCCCUCACGUUUUGCACGCAUCAAGCAGAACCUCAUUCGCGGUCACGAGGCCGAGCUCGAAGCUAGCUGGGCUCGUCUCAUUACUGCGCUGCGCAAAGAGGUUAGUCAUAUAGAAGAUCUUGGCGCCCACCUUAUUCCCUCAAUCGAAUUUGGCGAUCUUGAUGACUCUGUUCAGACUGCCCGUUUCGGGCAUGAUCUGAGGCGCUAUGGUGUUGGAGUCGUCCGCAAGGUUGUUCCCAGAGCAGAUACCGAUACUGCAGUCCGCGAGACGGUCGAUUAUCUUGAUAGCAAACGGCAUGUGAAAGCGAAAGCAUUGCAGCAACAUGACCCUGCAUGCUUCGACUUCUUCUGGACUCCCGCGCAAGUCCGUUCGAGAGCGCACCCUAACGUUCUGAGCGCCCAACGCUUUAUGAUGGGUCUCUGGGAGACCAGCCCUGACGACCAACUUGUCACACGACUUCCUAUUACCUACGUCGAUCGCAUACGUGUGCAUGGGAAUAGCGAGAACCAGUCUAACGGCCUCAAUGUCCCACCUAAUGAGCCGCCGCAAUCCGCCAAUGAUUGGAUACAAGCUUUACAAUCCUCUGCAGGAAUCACCGCCCAGGUCGAUAACGGGUCCCUUGAACGCUGGGAGCCCGAUGGGUACCAGCACGCGGGAACCUAUAACCACAUCUUCCAUGGCAAAUGGGAGGAUUAUGACCCAUGGAAAUGUACCAGCCGAACAUCUGUGACUACUGACCUUUACAAUGGUUACGGUGCUUGUACUAUCUUCCGCAUGUUCCAAGGAAUCUUGGCCCUCUCAACCGUCGAGCCUGGGAUGGUGCGUCUCUUGCCCUCACCCAAGCUUGCGACAGCUUACUACCUGCUUCGUCCAUUCUUCACAACCAAGAACCCACCACCAGAGAAUCGUUCCGGACCUGAAUGGGAGGAAUAUCUUGCUCCCGAGAACUGGAAGUUGCAAACAGAGCCCGAUUCCAUUAUUCAUGGGGCAGUUCCCGGUCACGCACAGAGAAUUACCGAAACUUGGCAUCCUCAUCUGCAUCUAAGAAACAGCAUGAUCACGUUGCCAACUCUGCAGCCCGGCGACUACAUAUUCUGGCAUCCGGAUCUCCCGUACUACCUUUCCAGCAACAACUAUGGUCUCAAAACACCCAGUGGCAGCAAGAGUGAGAGGAAAGCAUUCCAAAGAGGCCACCCCGGACCUGACUUUGACUCCACCGGCAGAGGUAUCGUCGAAGAAGAUGCUGAAACUCGGCCCGGAGAAAAAGAAAUCGCUGAAGUCGGGGGGCCAUCCUCAUUACAGGCCAUGGGACUCGCUCCUUGGGAAGUCGCUGGCACUCGUUCUGGCACACCACCUCCUGAAAAGUCGAAGCCCAAGAGCGAGGUAGAUUCUGAGAUGGAGAUUGAUACCGAUACAAAGAGUUCUACAAGCACACCGCCAAAUUCUCGAGCUGAAGCGGAGGUUGUGCGUUUGGCCAACAUUAUCCUUUUCCCUGAAAGAUCAAUGCUGGGGUAUUCUGUGUGA